Hipposideros armiger (great roundleaf bat) is the source of this 1942-nucleotide messenger RNA. RefSeq names its product DNA primase subunit 2 (gene PRIM2). The coding region runs from base 78 to 1538 and encodes 486 amino acids. The record is from RefSeq and is a predicted model, not a curated record. Gene Ontology annotation, cellular component: alpha DNA polymerase:primase complex. The transcript is spliced from 13 exons. Lineage: Eukaryota; Metazoa; Chordata; Mammalia; Chiroptera; Hipposideridae. Gene Ontology annotation, biological process: DNA replication, synthesis of primer; DNA replication initiation.
GUGAAAUCUCCCGCCACUCGGGGAAACCGGGUGCUGGCGGUUGUUUUUUCGCGUUUGGUGUGGUUGCAGGUAACAAGAUGGAGUUUUCUGGAGCAAAGCGAAAGAAACCGAACUUGUCAGGUGAUCAGCGGAAUGUUUGCUACCCUCAUAGCCUUCAGUUUUACUUGCAACCGCCUUCUGAAAACAUAUCUUUGAUGGAGUUUGAAAACUUGGCUAUCGAUAGAGUUAAACUGCUAAAAGCAGUUGAAAAUCUUGGUGUGAGCUAUGUGAAAGGAAGUGAGCAAUACAGGACUAAGUUGGAGGCUGAGCUUCGAAAGGUCAAGUUUUCCUUUAGAGAAAACUUAGAAGAUGAAUAUGAACCACGAAGAAGAGACCAUAUUUCUCACUUUAUUGUGCGCCUCGCGUAUUGCCAGUCUGAAGAUCUUAGACGCUGGUUUAUUCAACAAGAAAUGGAUCUCCUUCGAUUUCGAUUCAGUAUUUUAUCCAAGGACAAAAUUCAAGAUUUCUUAAAGGAUAGCCAUUUGCAGUUUGAGUCCAUAAAGGAUGAAGAGAAGACUCUCCGAGAAAAGGAGAUUAUUGCUUCAUCACCCAGUUUAAGUGGGACUAAGUUGGAGUUGGAGUCAGUGUAUAAGAUCCCUUUUGCUGAUGCUCUGGAUUUGUUCCGAGGAAGGAAAGUGUAUUUGGAAGAUGGCUUUGCUUAUGUACCACUUAAGGACAUUGUGGCAAUCAUCCUGAAUGAAUUUAGAACCAAAUUGUCUAAGGCUUUGGCACUAACAGCCCGGUCCCUGCCUGCUGUACAGUCUGAUGAGCGACUUCAGCCUCUGCUUAACCACCUCAGUCAUUCCUACACCGGUCAAGAUUACAGCACACAGGGAAAUGUUGGGAAGAUUUCCUUAGAUCAGAUCGAUUCGCUUUCUACCAAAUCCUUCCCACCUUGCAUGCGUCAGUUACACAAAGCCUUGCGGGAGAAUCACCAUCUGCGUCAUGGAGGCCGGAUGCAGUAUGGCCUCUUUCUGAAGGGCAUUGGUUUAACAUUGGAACAGGCAUUGCAGUUUUGGAAGCAAGAAUUUAUCAGAGGAAAGAUGGAUCCAGACAAGGUAAUUUUGAAAAAUCUGAGCAUAAAUAACCUUGUUGGUAUGCUGGCUUGUUUUUUGUUGUCAGGGUGCCCAUUCCGUCACAGUGAUCCAGAGCUGCUGAAGCAGAAGUUGCAGUCAUACAAGAUCUCUCCCGGAGGGAUAAGCCAGAUGUUGGAUUUAGUAAAAGGGACACAUUACCAGGUAGCCUGUCAAAAAUACUUUGAGAUGACGCAUAAUGUUGAUGAUUGUGGCUUUUCAUUGAAUCAUCCUAAUCAAUUCUUUAUCGAGAGCCAAAAGAUUCUAAGUGGUGGUAAAGACAUCAAGAAGGAAUUCAUCCAACCGGAAACUCCUCAACCCAAACCAAGUGUCCAGAAAACCAAGGAUGCGUCAUCUGCUCUGGCUUCUCUAAAUUCCUCUCUGGAAAUGGAUAUGGAGGGACUAGAGGAUUAUUUCAGUGAAUGAUUCUUGGGCAUUUAGUGACCCUUUUUCCUCACUAGCGUUCAGUUCUCACUUUAACAUUUUUGCCUUUUUGUUUUUUAACCUUUUUGUCUAACUUCUCCCACUUUCCCAUCCCACCCCAAUCCAUCCAUGUUCUUAGGAAAUCCACCAUAGGAAAGCAGGCUUGCAGAUGAAAACCAAGACCUCCACUGUAUUUUGCUUUGACAAAAAGGAAGAAGAAGAAUUUCUCUUGAAAUACAACACUUAAACAGUGUGAUUUAAGUCCUGUUUUAGGAGAUAAAAUAGCUUUCUAGACUGGUUACAGUCCCCUAGAAACAAUACAACUGAAAACAACUUUUAACCCUUAUAACUGUAAUUUUGAGCCAACCCUUUUCUGGACCAUUUUUGUUAAUAAAUAUCAAAAUGUA